Molecule: messenger RNA, 561 nt
Organism: Exophiala bonariae
Lineage: Eukaryota; Fungi; Ascomycota; Eurotiomycetes; Chaetothyriales; Herpotrichiellaceae
Exons: 6
Coding region: 1-561 (186 amino acids)
Source: RefSeq, a predicted model, not a curated record
AUGAAGAACGACCACGACCGAACUCUACAACGCUACCUUCGAUGGCACCUCAAGACAUUACGGGAUAAGUAUGAACGAAGAGGUAUCUCUCCCCCCGACGAAGAUACCGCCCGCAGUACGUUUUUGGGGGAAGGAGUCUCUGCUCUCGACCUGGUGACCGUAAAAGACUUCCUACGGUUCUACGCCGCAACGAGCCACCCUCCUAGUCCUUAUAAUAUGGGUACGGCGAACCUUGUGCAUUCUUUACGGGUGGUUUACGUUAUAAGCUUCGGGGCAGCGAUAAAGGAGUAUAAAAGGCUAUUCUACAACGAUACCGAUUUCCUCCUUGCGAUAGCUAUUGCUGAUGGCGCUCUAUUUAGCUACGACACUCUCGACGAUGUACGCCAACAGAUAAUUCCUACCGGCAAGGAUGAGGUUAUCCUCAGAUUUAAGGACGCAGCGCUAGACCGACCCAUUCUCCGAAAAUGCACUAAAGCCGGCGGCGUGACUGACGAUCCCAUGCCUAAAAGCGCAUUUCUCGCCAUCUUUAAGAGCACUCUUAUCAACGCCGGUUAUUUAUAG